Ictidomys tridecemlineatus (thirteen-lined ground squirrel) is the source of this 2580-nucleotide messenger RNA. NCBI's taxonomy places the organism in Eukaryota, Metazoa, Chordata, Mammalia, Rodentia, Sciuridae. The record is from RefSeq and is a predicted model, not a curated record.
UACUGGGGUUUCAUUCGUUGCACAAAAGAAGGGUGGCUGCCAGAAGUACCAUGCAUCAGACAAUGCAUUUUCAAUUUUGUGGAAAACGGACAUUACUCACGUGAAACAAGACAUUUACUGAAUGAAUCUGUUAAAGUUGACUGUUAUCCUGGCUAUAGUCUUUCAAAUGGUCAAAACACAGUUACAUGUACAGAGAAUGGCUGGUCCCCUCCUCUCAAAUGCAUUCGGAUUAAAUCUUGUGAUAUGCCAGCAUUUGAGAAUGCUAAAACCAAAAGUAAUGCCACCUGGUUUAAACUCAAAGACAAGUUGGACUAUGAAUGUAAUGUUGGGUUUGAAAACAGAUUCAGGAGUGCCAAAGGAUCCAUAGUAUGUCAGGAAAAUGGAUGGUCACAUAAACCCACAUGUUAUGAAAGGGAAUGCAGGAUUCCCAAAAUGGGAAAAUUCUUAAUGGCUGAUCCCAAGAAAGAUAAAUAUAAAGUUGGAGAUUUGUUGAAAUUUUCCUGCCGAUCAGGACUUACAAGAGUUGGACCAGAUUCAGUACAAUGCUACCAUUUUGGAUGGUCCCCGGAUAUCCCAAUAUGUAAAGAUCAAGUACAGUCAUGUCAUCCACCUCCUCCACUAUUCAAUGGGGAAGUUAAAGAAACAAAGAAAGAAGAAUAUGGACACAAUGAAGUGGUAGUAUAUAAUUGCAAUCCUAGAUUUUUGAUGAAGGGACCUAAUAAGAUUCAAUGUGUUGAUGGAACGUGGACAUCCUUACCAAAAUGUAUUGAGGAGGAGAGAACGUGUGGAGCUAUACCUGAACUGGACCAUGGCUUUGCCCAGCCUUCUGACCCGCCUUAUCACCAUGGGGAUUCAGUGGAGUUCCAUUGUACAGAAACCUUUACAAUGAUUGGAGACAGAUCAAUUACAUGUAUUAGUGGAAUGUGGACCCAACUUCCUCUGUGUGUUGCAACAGAUCAACUUAAGAAGUGUCAAGCACCAAGACUAACUGCAAAUGUAGCAAAUCAAUCAGAUAAAAAUGAAUAUAAUCAUAAUUUUAACUUCAGUUACCAAUGUAGGGGAAAGUUGGAGCAGAAACAUUCAAUCUGUGUCAACGGACGAUGGGACCCUGAACCAACCUGCACAAAAGUGGAGAUAAACUUCUGCCCACCUCCACCUCAGAUUCCCAAUGCUGAAGAUAUGAAAACCACAGUGAAAUAUCAGGACGGACAAAAAGUAUCUGUUCUUUGCAAAGAAAAUUAUCUGAUUAAGGAAGCAGAAGAAAUUGUGUGCAGAAAUGGAAGAUGGCAGUCAAUACCACACUGUGUUGAAAAACUUUCAUGUUCUCAACCACCUGACAUAGACCAUGGAAGAAUUAGUCCAUCUAGAUCUUCAGAAGAAAGGAAAGAAGCAAUUGAAUCCAGACAGUAUGCACAUGGCACUAAACUGAAUUAUAUUUGUGAAGAUGGUUUCACAGCCUCUGAGGAAGAUGAGAUAACAUGCUACAUGGGCAAAUGGAGUCCUCCACCUCGGUGUGUAGGACUUCCUUGUGAAGGAAUUUUCUAUUUGUUGAAUUUUCUAUGUUUUGAAAAUACAUAUUUUUCUGUUUCAGGAACAGAUUGUUUUAAUUUACCCAACUUUGAUAGUGCCACGCUUUUAGGAGAGAGGAAAGAAUCAUAUAAGUCAGGAGAUCAAGUGACUUACAGAUGUCCAAAAUUUUACCAAGUGGAUGGGUCCAACACUAUAACAUGUAUUAAUGGCAAAUGGAUAGGAAAGCCAAUGUGCAAAAAUAUUUCCUGUGUGAAUCCAUGCAGAGUGUAAAAUGCUAACAUAAUAUCAAACCAGAUGCUUAAGUAUCCAUCUGGUGAUAGAGUAGGUUAUGAAUGUAUCAAACCUUUUGAAAUGUUUGGGGAAGUAGAAGUGAUGUGUCUAAAUGGAAUAGAGUCACCUCAGUGUGAAGAUUCCACAGGAAAAUGUGGACCUCCUCCACCUAUUGACAAUGGAGACCUCACUUCAUUCCCAUUACCAGUAUAUCCUACGGGAUCAGCAGUUGAAUAUCAGUGCCAAUCCUUAUAUCAACUUGAGGGUAGCAAGACAGUAAUAUGUAGAAAUGGAAAGUGGUCAAACCCACCAAAAUGUUUACAUGCAUGUGUAAUAUCAAAAGAAAUCAUGGAAAGAUACCACAUUACCUUCAGGUGGAAAGAACAGCAAAAGCUUUAUGCUUCAUCAGGGGACACAGUUGAAUUUGUGUGUAAAUAUGGAUAUUCUCCAUCAACUCAAAGUCAAUCAUUUCGUACAAGGUGUAUUGAUGGUCACCUGGAAUAUCCCCUUUGUAUGAACAGAUACUCUUAAUCUCAUUAAAAUGUGCACUUAAAUUCAGAAUUUUUAUUAUUAAUCUAGUUUUCAAUUUUAUUUUAAAAUAUUGUUUAACUCAUUUUUACUCAUAAAUUAGAAUUUGUGUUGAAACAUGCUGAUGUGUUUAGAAUCUGAGAGGCUAGAGCCCCACAUCUUAAAAGCACUGCAUUCAAAUUUGGCAAACCAAAGUGCCAUGCAUCCUAUUCAUAAAACAUCUGUGGCAAGAAAUUAGAUGCAAUUACUUCA